AAAGAUUUUGUAAUAAAUGCAAUUUCCUCCACGUUUGCAGGAGCUUCAGGGGCUACUUUUAAUGUCGUCAAUGAUUGUGGCUUCACUGUUUGGCCUCGAAUCUUGAGCAGAACUAAUGCUUCCAUUAUCACCGGAUUCGAGCUCACAAACGGUACAUCGCGCUCCUUUCAAGCUCCGGCUAACUGGAGGGGGACCAUCUGGGGUCGAACCGGUUGCACCUUUGAUGGGUCAGGUCGUGUGUCAUGCGCCACCGGUGACUGCGAUGAAAUGGACUGCAAUCGAAAAACCACAACCUCACCGGCCACGCUUGCGGAGUUCAACAUCAGUCAAAACCAGGGUCUGGACUCUUAUGAUGUCACCAUUGGCAACGGCUACAACUUACAGAUGGUUGUGGAACCGACGGGUGGGUCAGGUAGUUGUGCGAAGACGGGUUGUGUUGAUGACUUGACCCGUAGGUGCCCCGCGGAACUGACGGUGGAGGGCGGUGGAGGGUGUAAGAGUGCUUGUCAGGCCUUCGGCUCUCCCGAGGAUUGUUGUGCCAGCUCGUUGACUUGCAAGCCGACUGCAUACGCUCAGUUGUUCAAAUCAGCAUGCCCAAGGUCCUACGCCACUGCGUUCGAUGAUCGUAGUAGUAUAUUUACGUGUAAAGAUGCCAAUUACACCGUUAGAUUUUGUCCCCGUGCCGAUGCAUUUUCAACCAUCAAACUCGGCGGCCAACUCCGAUCCACCGAUCAACUUGUUUCCGUGCGUGGAAAUUUCACGUUGGGUUUCUUUGAUGCAGACUACAGGUACUUGGGAAUUUGGUACACCAACGAUGCUCGAACCAGAAAAAUAUGGGUAGCCAACCGUAACGCGCCCAUCAUGUCCACCUUUGGCACUCAUGCCCUCUCCAUCGACCGAAACACCGGGAACAUGGUUGUAACCGAUGAAUCAGGGACUACUCUGAUGAGUAUUACUGAUGUUCAUGCAGGUCCAAACCCGAACCUGACCGCGACCCUCGAUGAUGACGGUAACUUGUUGCUGGUUAACGAAAUCUAUAAGAGGGUUUUGUGGCAGAGUUCUAGUUUAGAUAAUUCGAUUCAUCAAAAGAAAGGAAAUAGAAAAAAAGAAAUCUUUAACUGGAUUUGGAAAGUCAUUGCUGUCGUCAUUCCUCUGGUGUUGUUCUGUUUGUGGAUCAGAUGUAACUUGAAGAAUAAAAAGCUUAGGCAAGAAGAAGAAACGAGACGAAAGAGAGAUGAAUGUUUCCUUGAGCUGACCGCUUCUAAGAGUUUCAAGGAUAUUUAUCAGCUCGAAAGCAAUGAUGGGAAAGGAAGUGAUUUGUUAUUGUUUAGCCUUGCCUCGAUCAUGGCCGCCACGAGUGAUUUUUCAACUGAAUAUAAGCUCGGAGAAGGUGGUUUUGGACCUGUUUACAAGGGAAAUCUAAGCAAUGGACAAGAGAUUGCAGUCAAAAGGCUUUCGAGAACAUCAGGACAAGGGCUUGUGGAAUUCAAGAACGAACUCGUACUCUUAGCCCGACUCCAACACACAAAUCUUGUCCGGGUUCUUGGUUGUUGUAUUCACGGGGAAGAAAAGAUGUUAAUUUACGAGUACAUGCCCAACAAAAGCUUAGAUUUCUUUCUCUUCGAUGAAAACAGACGGGCUGAGCUGAAUUGGCCCAGACGAUUUACCGUCAUCGAAGGAAUUGCUCAGGGGUUGCUGUACCUACAUAAGUACUCAAGAAUGCGAGUUAUUCAUAGAGAUCUAAAAGCAAGCAACAUUCUAUUAGAUGAGAGUCUGAAUCCCAAGAUUUCGGAUUUUGGUCUGGCCAAAAUAUUCGAGCCAAACGAGACCGAAACAACGACUAAGAGGGUGAUUGGAACAUUUGGUUAUAUGUCUCCGGAGUAUGCAAUGAAAGGGACUUUCUCUGUGAAGUCGGACGUCUUCAGCUUUGGAGUCUUGAUCCUGGAAAUCGUGAGCGGAAGAAACAACGGUAGCUUCAUGCAUCAUGAUCGGGAACUCAAUCUUAUUGAAUACGUAUGGGAGCUAUGGCAACAAGGGAAUGUGUUGGAGCUGAAAGAUUCAGCACUAGGAACUACUUGUGUUGUACAACAGUUCUUGAGGACUGUUCAUGUGGCACUUCUGUGUGUACAAGAAAGUGCAGCAGAUCGACCAACGACUUCAGAUGUGAUCUCCAUGCUUCUGAAUAACACCAUAACUUUACCACCUCCAAACAGACCACCCUUCUUAUCUGAUGGAGUCUAUUUGAAGUCUGAUUCAGACAAAAGCAAAGCCAUAGAUUGCUCUAUAAACAAGCUGACCAUCACAGUUAUGGAUGGCCGAUAGCGCAUGGGAAUGGUUGUU
Molecule: messenger RNA, 2340 nt
Organism: Cynara cardunculus var. scolymus (artichoke)
Lineage: Eukaryota; Viridiplantae; Streptophyta; Magnoliopsida; Asterales; Asteraceae
Product: G-type lectin S-receptor-like serine/threonine-protein kinase RKS1
Exons: 7
Biological process (GO): protein phosphorylation
Molecular function (GO): protein kinase activity; ATP binding
Source: RefSeq, a predicted model, not a curated record